UUUAAGGAGUGGUCAAGAGGAACAAGGGCGAAAGUUUAGCCGGAGAAUCUCUUCCAACCGGGCGAUUCAGGCCAGCUUCUCUUCCCCGGGACAGAAGAGCAGCGAGCGAGUCUUCUCCACAGCCAUGGCGUCCGUCUCCAGGGAUCUGUCCGUACAUGUGCACGAGGACGUCAACAUAACAAAGCUGAACGACAGACAGCAGUUCAUCAAGAAGGGAGAGACCAAAUCCAUGGGGGUGUCGCAGAUGAUGUUAGGGCUGAUGGUAAUGUCCUACUCCAUUCCACUCCACUUCACCGAGUUCACACAGGUGGUCAGCUUGGGAGUGCCCUGGUGGAGCGGCAUGUCGUUCAUCACAGCUGGAGCAGUCACCAUCUUUGUGCAAACAAACUGGAACAGCAAGACGUUGGGACUGUGUAUGACGGUGAGCGCGCUGUCCGCCUUGCUGUCGGUGGUGGCCCUCAUCAUUUACUCGGUGGACUUGGAGAAGAAUCCGGAGGUCCCGUGUGUGACGUCGCAGUAUCAUCGCUGUGAUGAGAAACACUACGCAAGUAGGCUGAACAGAGGAGUAAAGUCGUUUCUUCUUCUCUUCACCUUGGUGCAGACAGUCGUCUCCUCCGUCCUCUGCUUCCUUCUCCACAGGGAAAGAGCCAACUUUGGACAGUACACUAAUCUUGCUCACAGUCACUCAGCGAUCAUGCCAGACGGCAUCAGCCCUGCCUUGGACUAGCCGUCAUGGGACCAGGCACUACUUGGUCUCUGGCACUGUUUCCUGUGUGAAUUCACUACAGGGAGUAGAGGGAGAAACCAUCAAGGAGGAAAGGAAGGAGGGAUUCGAGAGAUGAAAUUAACGCAGCUUGUCAAAGCCCCGAGGUUCACCAUAAUAUUUCAGUCAUACUAGAUUAAACUCGGCAAAGACGAACAGAAAGACCAAAAGAGUGGGAGACAGAAGAAGUGGAGGAAAAGAGAAAUGGAUUAGAUGAAUAUUUGUACAAACAAAGGGAAUGAAACUGAGCGUUGGUUGUAAAAAAAAAGGUUUUGCUUUCUAUUUUGAUUCAGCUGUCUCUCUCCAUCAGGAGCUGGGAGGAACUUGAUGCACAGAGACAGAAAGAGGUUCUUGCUGGAAAUCGAGUGUUCACAGUGAAUUCUCUCCCUUUUCUUCUGUUGGAUUUCCCCCCAUUUUUCUCCCCAGUUGUAUCCGGCCAACUAAUUAACCCCACUCUUCCGAACCGUCCCGGUCGCUGCUCCACCCCCUCUGCAGAUCCAGGGACAGCUGCCGACUACCACAUGCCUCCUCCGAUACACGUGGAGUCGCCAGCCGCUUCUUUUCACCUGACAGUGAGGCGUUUCACCAGAGGGACGUAGCGCGUGAGAGGAUCACGCUAUUCCCCCCCCCCUUCCCCGAACAGGCGCCCCGACCGACCAGAGGAGGCGCUAGUGCAACGACCAGGACACAUACCCACAUCCGGCUUCUCACCCGCACACACGGCCAAUUGUGUCUGCAGGGACGCCCGACCAAGCCGGAAGCAACACAGGGAUUCGAACCGGCGAUCCCCAUGUUAGACGCCCAACUAUCUCUUUGUUUUUAAAGUGGUCACACACCUUUUUACUUAAAAUACGGAGCCUGAGAUGUGUUGCUUACCUGAAGCAAAAUUCUUUUGGAAAUGUCAAACAGCCGUUGAACAGAGCUCCACUUCCCGCGGCCGGGUCAUGGAGAGAUCUGUAUGUCUGACAUGUUUGUUACCUUACUGUUCUGGACAGUAGUGUAACGUGCAUGGAUAAGUAGACACGCUGGAUCGCGGGUCUGACCCUUUAGUCUAGCGGUUAGCGAUGCCUCCUGCGGUGCGGGCGAUACGGGUUCGCUUCCCGGCCGCGGCAGUUCCUGUGGUUGCCCCCCGAAUUCGCUACAGCAUAAACGUACAUAGUUAGUUUACUGCAAUUGCAAUUUAGUGCCACUUGCUGGCAGCACCGAGUUUGUUGUAAUUGACCUCGCUUAGGCUCAGGAAGCAGGAAGUACUGACAUUGCGGCGUGAACAGAGAUAACCGGACAGCUGUCAACAAUUUCCCUUCACCUUCUCUUCAGCUCCUUGUUUGAAGCAAAGCCUGUGAGUGUUUUGUUUGAGAGUCUGUCUAGUAACAUGGUGAGCAUGAUAUUUCGGAGCCAAUGCAACAUUCAACUUUGUUUUAGUGUUCGUGAUAUCUGCUAGCUAAACAGCAUGGCCCAGGGCAGGUUUGAUGACUAUGCAACUACCAGCUAUCACCUAAUUAAUCCCUGCUCUUCAUAGUUUGUUCCUUACUAUGUGGAGAUCCAUAAUGAUUAAUACAUUGUACUGUAAUAUACUCACUUUUAGUUUUCUUUGUAUUUGAUACAGCUAAUUCCGUGGGUCUGUUCUACUGAAUGUAUAAUUGAAUGUACAUCUAAAAAUAUGUACCAAAUACCUGAAACGUAUCCUUUGUAUAGCUUCACAGGUUUUUCUGACUAAACUUCAUGAAAGGAUACUUGGUGUCAAGUUGGGUUUUUUGAAGAACUGUUUUAACUGUUCUAGAUGUGGGGUACUUGGGAUUUAGUAGCCCCCCAUCUAAUUUUUUAUUUUAUAUACUUACCUUCAUUGACCACUCACUAAUAGUAAAGAGGAGAAUUGUCUGCUGUGUUGUUGUGAUAGCCGGUUCUCGCCACAGGAGGGCACUGCAGGUUAAUUGCUUCUAGCCUGUGUGACGUAGUGCUGGCUCUCGCCGUGCACUCUGGGACAUAGAGUCGUCAGAUGAGUGUUGCCGUUCGUAUA
Lampris incognitus (smalleye Pacific opah) is the source of this 2780-nucleotide messenger RNA. It is a transcript of the gene tmem176, whose product is annotated as transmembrane protein 176. Lineage: Eukaryota; Metazoa; Chordata; Actinopteri; Lampriformes; Lampridae. The transcript has 7 exons. The record is from RefSeq and is a predicted model, not a curated record. The coding region runs from base 125 to 727 and encodes 200 amino acids. Gene Ontology annotation, cellular component: membrane.